Messenger RNA from Acanthosepion pharaonis, 1767 nucleotides. Lineage: Eukaryota; Metazoa; Mollusca; Cephalopoda; Sepiida; Sepiidae. The record is from the annotation of a GenBank genome assembly.
AUGUCUGCUCUAACAGUGGAAGAGGAACAAACUGCUUUGCAAGAGCCUGAUCCUUGCACAAACGAUUUUUUCUUUCAACAAACAAUGUACAGAAUAAAAGACCCAAAAGCCAGUUUAAAUUUCUACUCCAAAGUUCUGGGAAUGAGGCUGCUUCAUAGAAUGGACUGCCCUCCUCUUAAGUUCUCCUUAUAUUUUAUGGGCUAUGCAAAAAAGGAAGAAAUCCCGACUGAUGAAAAAGAAAGAGCAAAAUGGUGUAUGGGAGGAAGGUCAUCCAUUGAACUGACUCAUAACUGGGGAUCAGAGACUGAUGACAGUGUCAAGUACCAUAAUGGAAAUGCUGCACCCCAAGGAUUUGGCCAUAUUGGAAUCUGUGUUCCUGACGUUGAUGCUGCUUGCAAGAGAUUUGAAGAACUUGGUGGAUUCCUUAUUUUUUUUAAUGGGAGCAAAUAUAAUUGCUUUUGCUUCUUUUUUUCUCUUCUCCCUUCCCCUCUGUCACUCUCUCUCUCUCUCUCUCUCUCUCUCCCUUCCCCUCUGUCACUCUCUCUCUCUCUCCCUUCCCCUCUGUCACUCUCUCUCUCUCUCCCUUCCCCUCUGUCACUCUCUCUCUCUCCCUUCCCUCUGUCCUCUCUCUCUCUCUCCCCUUCCCCUCUGUCCUCUCUCUCUCUCUCCCUUCCCCUCUGUCCUCUCUCUCUCUCCCUUCCCCUCUCCUCUCUCUCUCUCCCUUCCCCUGUCCUCUCUCUCUCUCCUUCCCUCUGUCCUCUCUCUCUCUCUCCUUCCCUCUGUCCUCUCUCUCUCUCCUUCCCCACGGUCCUCUCUCUCUCUCCUUCCCCACGGUCCUCUCUCUCUCUCCCUUCCCCACGGUCCUCUCUCUCUCCCUUCCCCACGGUCCUCUCUCUCUCCCCUUCCCCCCUCUCUCUCCCCCUCUCCCCCACGGUCCUCUCUCUCCCUCUUCCCCACGGUCCUCUCUCUCCCUCUUCCCCACAGUCCUCUCUCUCUCUCCCUCUUCCCCACGGUCACUCUCUCUCUCCCCUCUUCCCCACGGUCCUCUCUCUCUCCUCUUCCCCACGGUCCUCUCUCUCUCCCUCUUCCCCACGGUCCUCUCUCUCUCCCUCUUCCCCACGGUCCUCUCUCUCUCUCCCUCUUCCCCCUCGGUCCUCUCUCUCUCCCCUCUUCCCCUUGGUCCUCUCUCUCUCCCUCUUCCCCACGGUCCUCUCUCUCUCCCUCUUCCCCACGGUCCUCUCUCUCUCCCUCUUCCCACGGUCCUCUCUCUCUCCCUCUUCCCCACGGUCCUCUCUCUCCCUCUUCCCCACGGUCCUCUCUCUCUCCCUCUUCCCCCACGGUCCUCUCUCUCCCCUCUUCCCCAGUCCUCUCUCUCCCUCUUCCCCACGGUCACUCUCUCUCUCCCUCUUCCCCACGGUCACUCUCUCUCUCCCUCUUCCCCACGGUCACUCUCUCUCUCCCUCUUCCCCACGGUCACUCUCUCUCUCCCUCUUCCCCACGGUCUUCUCUCCCCUCUUCCCCACGGUCCUCUCUCUCUCCCUCUUCCCACGGUCCUCUCUCUCCCCUCUUCCCCACGGUCACUCUCUCUCUCCCUCUUCCCCACGGUCACUCUCUCUCUCCCUCUUCCCCCACGGUCACUCUCUCUCCCUCUUCCCCACAGUCCUCUCUCUCCCCUCUUCCCCACGGUCACUCUCUCUCUCCCUCUUCCCCACGGUCACUCCCUCCCUCUCUUUCUCUUCUCUUAUGUAUAUCACAUAUGGCACUUAA